AUGAGCGCCAAUCAGCCAACAGGACACACCCUCCAAUCAGCAGUCAAGGUCGUGUGGGUGGUGACCACAUCACUUGGAACGAGGCGCAGCACUGCCUUCGCGGCGUGGGCGACCAUGCAUGUUGCUAUUGUUACAGGCGCCAACAAGGGUAUUGGAAAUGGGAUUGUGCAGCUACUGGUUCAAGGUCUGAAGCCAGCUUCCGACUGGCACGUCUACUUGACUGCACGGAACGAGAAGCUUGGUAUGGAGGCCGUGAAGCGUACGGUGGAGAGGUCAGGCACUACCGCCGCGAGUAAUCACAGUACCUUUGUUACUUAUGGAAUCCAAGGUGUGGAGCGGCAGCUUAGUCUGGCUGGCAUAAACGCGUGA
Messenger RNA from Echinococcus granulosus, 369 nucleotides. Its product is annotated as carbonyl reductase. The coding region runs from base 1 to 369 and encodes 122 amino acids. NCBI's taxonomy places the organism in Eukaryota, Metazoa, Platyhelminthes, Cestoda, Cyclophyllidea, Taeniidae. The record is from RefSeq and is a predicted model, not a curated record. The transcript is spliced from 4 exons.